Metarhizium acridum CQMa 102 is the source of this 399-nucleotide messenger RNA. RefSeq lists its product as uncharacterized. The record is from RefSeq and is a predicted model, not a curated record. Gene Ontology annotation, biological process: vacuolar transport. Gene Ontology annotation, cellular component: endosome. NCBI's taxonomy places the organism in Eukaryota, Fungi, Ascomycota, Sordariomycetes, Hypocreales, Clavicipitaceae.
AUGUCGGCCCCAUUCCCCAAUCUUUACACGCAUAGAAAGGUGGCCGAAAACGCAGCCAAAGCUUGUGACGUUUGCUACAAGCCAAGCACUUCCGUUCUUAUUACGCCAGACAAGAAGAUUGACGAAGACGCGCUCAAGGCCAAGCGUGAGAAGGAAAUAGCUGAGGAAACUGAGAAACUGAAGAAGGAAUACGAGGAACGUCAACGCAAAAAGAAGGAAAAGGAGUCUAAAGAUAAAGACAAAAAAAGCGACGACGACAAGGACAAGGACACGGACAAGAAGGAUAGCAAAGAAAAGCAAAAGGAGACUGAUAUCUCAGCUCAAAAAUCCAAGGACGAGGGGUCCAGCACACCAAACGAGGAGCCUCGUGUCUUUGAACUCAAGAGGUUUGAACUCUGA